GCGGGGCGGAAGGGGCGGGGCGAGGCGAGGCGGCAUGCUGCGCUGGGGGCGCUGGGGGCGCGCGCUGCGCCCGCGGGGGGGGGCGGGGGCCGCGCGGCGGGGGGGCCCGUCCCCCCGCUGCGCCUCCGACCUGUUCGGCGAGGUGGGGCGGGCGCUGCAGCGCGGGCUGCCGGGGGGGCACUGGGGGGGGCCGGGGCGCCCCCCGCCCGAGCAGGCCGACGUGGUGGUGGUGGGGGGCGGCGUGCUGGGCUGGGCCGUCGCCUACUGGCUCAAGGCGCUGGAGGGGCCGCGGCGCGGCGGCAUGCGGGUGCUGGUGGUGGAGCGCGACCCCACGUACUCCCGCGCCUCCUCGGUGCUCUCCAUCGGCGGCAUCCGGCAGCAGUUCUCCCUGCCCGAAAACAUCCGCAUGUCCCGCUUCUCCGCCUCCUUCCUGCGCUCCAUCAACGAGCACCUGGGGGUGCCGGAUGAGCCCCCCAUCGACCUGCAGUUCAACCCCUCCGGCUACCUGUUCCUGGCGUCGGAGCGGGGCGCCGCCACGCUGGAGCACAACGUGCGGGUGCAGAGGGAGGAGGGGGUGCAGGUGGCCCUGCUGUCACCCGCCCAGCUGCAGGAGAAGUUCCCCUGGGUCAACGUGGACGGCGUCGCCUUGGCCUCCUACGGCCUGGAGGGCGAAGGCUGGUUCGACCCCUGGGCCCUGCUGGGCGCGUUUCGGCGGAAAGCCACGUCCCUGGGCGUCUACAGCUGCGUCGGCGAGGUGAAAUCUUUCGUCAUGUCCUCUGAAAAUGAGGUGACGGCGCAGGGGCAGUCGGAGCCCGUGUCCCGCAUCAAAUACGUCAACGUCCACGCUCCGGACAGCCGCGAGUACCAGCCCGUGGCCUGCGCCAUCGUGGUGAACGCCGCCGGCGCCUGGGCCGGCCAGCUGGCCCGCCUGGCCGGUGCCGAGCUGCCCGUGGAGCCCCGGAAACGGUUCGUCUUCGUGUGGCACUGCCCCGAGGGGCCCGGCCUGGAGUGCCCGCUGCUGGUGGACACCUCCGGCGCCUACUUCCGCCGCGACGGCAUCGCCGGCAACUACCUGGGCAGCAUCAGCCCCGCCGAGGAGGACGAGCCGGAUACCGGGGACCUGGAGGUGGAUCACAGCUUCUUCGAGGAGCAAGUGUGGCCCAAGCUGGCGCAUCGGGUGCCCGCCUUCGCCUCCCUCAAGGUGCGGAGCGCCUGGGCCGGCUACUACGACUACAACACCUUCGACCGCAACGGGCUGCUGGGGCAGCAGCCGGGCGUGGGGAACCUGCUCGUGGCGGCGGGCUUCAGCGGGCACGGGCUGCAGCAGGCGCCGGCGGCCGGGCGCGCCUUGGCCGAGCUGCUCCUCGCCGGCCGCUUCCGCAGCCUCGACCUGCGCCGCCUCGCCUGCGCCCGCCUGCCCGCCCGCCAGCCCGCCCCCGAGAGCAGCAUCGUCUGAGCCCCCCCCGCCCCCGAAUAAAGCGCUUGGCCCCUGCA
Molecule: messenger RNA, 1494 nt
Organism: Dromaius novaehollandiae (emu)
Lineage: Eukaryota; Metazoa; Chordata; Aves; Casuariiformes; Dromaiidae
Gene: FOXRED1
Product: FAD dependent oxidoreductase domain containing 1
Exons: 11
Coding region: 35-1456 (473 amino acids)
Biological process (GO): mitochondrial respiratory chain complex I assembly
Cellular component (GO): cytoplasm
Molecular function (GO): oxidoreductase activity
Source: RefSeq, a predicted model, not a curated record